GACGUCAGAGGGAAAUUCCGGUGUACGGGACACAAAGUGUGAAGUCACACGUUCGAUUCCGCAGCUCGAGCUUCUCUUCUCUUCAUGUGGAUUAAACGAUGGUUCUACAAAGUGUCGCUGCUGCACGUGACGAAGUGAAGAGACCCCAGUGUUCACCUUAACCAGACACGAUGGCCGGAGACGACCACUACCUUCAUUCUAACAAUCAGAUUUUCGACAACAUGGUUAUGGAUCCAUCGUGGGAGUUUACAAAUUUUCCUGCCAUGUCUCAGACCACGUCUCUGAGGACAGCGGACGGACCCUUCCUGCAGAUCCUGGAGCAGCCGAAGCAGCGAGGCUUCAGGUUCAGAUACGGUUGUGAAGGUCCGUCUCACGGCGGUCUGCCCGGAGCGUCCAGCGAGAAGAACAGGAAGACCUACCCCACCGUCAAGAUCUGUAACUACCAGGGUCCAGCCCGGGUUGUGGUCCAGCUUGUGACGGUGCUGACCCCCCGUCCUCAGCUUCACGCUCACAGUCUGGUGGGAAAACAGUGCGACAAAGGCAUCUGCAUCACGGACCUGCAGCCCAAAGACUCCAGCAUCAGUUUCCCCAACCUGGGGAUUCUCCAUGUGACGAAGAAGAACGUGGCGAGGACUCUGGAGGAGAGGAUGAUCGAGGCGUUCAGGAUGGGAUACAACUGUGGCGUCUCCAUCCACCCAGACAUUGAUGCCCUGCAGGGGGAGGUCCGACUCCCCCGAGACCUCCACGAGCACCAGCGCAGUGUGAUCAGCAGUGCGGCGUCUCUUCAGGCUAAAGAGAUGGACCUUAGUGUGGUGCGGCUCCUGUUCACAGCGUUCCUCCCUGACAGUGACGGAGGUUUCUCCAGACGACUCGAGCCCGUCGUGUCUGAACCGAUCUACGACAGCAAGGCUCCGAACGCCUCCAACCUGAAGAUCGUGAGGAUGGAUCGAACCGCCGGCUGCGUCACGGGGGGGGAGGAGGUUUAUCUGCUUUGCGACAAAGUCCAGAAAGAUGAUAUCCAGGUGAGGUUCUAUGAAGAAGACGACUCGGGGUUGACCUGGGAGGCUCUGGGAGAUUUCUCACCGACAGACGUCCACAGACAGUUCGCCAUCGUCUUCAAGACUCCGAAGUACCGAGACCAGAACCUGCAGAGGCCGACGUCUGUGUUCGUCCAGCUGAAGAGGAAAUCCGACAACGAGAGCAGUGAACCCAAACCCUUCACCUACCACCCCCAGAUCAUCGACAAGGAGGAGGUGCAGAGGAAGAGGCAGAAGACGUUGCCCAACUUUCAGGACUUCAGCGGCCAUGGAGGAGGAGGAGGUCUGUAUAGAGGAGGAGGUCCAGCAGCAGGAGGAGGUCCUGGCUCUGCAGGAGGAGGAGGAGGAGGUUAUUUCCAGGGUUUUACUACCUAUAACUAUGGAGGAGGAGGAGGAGGUGGAGGUGGUUUCUCCACAGGAUACUCAGCUGCUCUGGGAGGAGGAGGAGGAGGCAUCAAACACGCGUCUCAGAGCGACACAGACGACAGCGAUCUCGACGACGAUGACUCAGGGGCCGAGGUGCGAGCUUCAGCCCAGACUGGAGGCACGGAGGUCGGGGAGAGGACUGAGGAGGGAGGGGUCAGUGUGGAGCCAGAACCAGACAGAGGUGAAGUCAACAGCCGACAGUUGCAGGCUCUCUUCCAGUUCUCUGUAACAGGUGACUCAGCUUACCUGCUGGCUCCACAGCGCCCCCUGAUGACUGCACAGGAUGAGGACGGAGACACAGGACUCCAUCUGGCGGUUCUCCACAGCCAGCAGGCGGCGCUGAAGAGUCUGACCCAGGUCGUUUCUGCUCUGCCCGGAGAGGAAGUGCUCAACAUGAGGAACCACCUGUACCAG
Paralichthys olivaceus (Japanese flounder) is the source of this 1877-nucleotide messenger RNA. The record is from RefSeq and is a predicted model, not a curated record. Lineage: Eukaryota; Metazoa; Chordata; Actinopteri; Pleuronectiformes; Paralichthyidae.